Molecule: messenger RNA, 1905 nt
Organism: Aspergillus chevalieri
Lineage: Eukaryota; Fungi; Ascomycota; Eurotiomycetes; Eurotiales; Aspergillaceae
Exons: 3
Coding region: 1-1905 (634 amino acids)
Source: RefSeq, a predicted model, not a curated record
AUGCCACCAAAUCUGCGCGGCUCAUUGCCGAGAUCCCUGUCGCGUCCCCUGGACAGCGGGGGAGUCUUCUACUGCCCGUCCUGCUCAACCUGGCGACGAACCAUCUCAACGCGUCGGAAAACGUACCGCCCCGGAACGAGCACGAGCACGAGCGGCAUUAUCCCGCGAGGUCGAGACGGAGACUUGAAUGCUCAACGACAAACAUUUACCACGUCGUCUGCGAUUAAUGCGGGCAAGAAUGUACCGCCGCGGUUUAAGGAAUUGUAUGCGGCAUUGAAUCGGGUUGGGGAUGUUGCGACGGAUCGGGUGAAUCUGAGUCGGUUGCAAUUGGCCCUGAGGGGACUGGAGUCGGAGGAGCCGCUUGUACGUGUUGCUGUGCUCGGAUUGAACGAUACGAAUGCCGCGCGCAGGCUUGUCCGGUUGUUGCUUUCCGAUCCGCUGUCGUCUAGGGAGGAUUGGGAGGACAUGCUUGAGGGAUAUGAAGCUGAUACUUCGCGUGGAUUGUUGAUACGAUACGGCGAAGAAUGCCAGUCCAUCCCGAACAACCUCCUCCCCACAAUCUCCAUUCCCUCACAACUGUUGAAGAAAGCCAACAUGGAGAUUCUGGUUUCUAGUCUAGGUGCAGAAGUGGCGGACUCAUCAGCAGCCCAGUUCACAGCAGACACGUUCCUCGUCCCGACAGUGACCAUCCGCACCUCGCAUUCCGGUCGACACAAUGUCGUGCGCUACCCGGUUCACAAGAGCAUCGUGUGCGGAAGUGGAGUGGAAGAUCUAGUUUCAUACAGUGGCCUGAUUGCGCGGUCUGAUUUGAAGCGGGAAACGAAGUCUGUCUACGGAGCGAUUGAGAUGGAAGUUUCGGACAAAGAAAAGAGGAAUGACCGGUUUGCUUUUGUGGACAUCGAACAGGCCGAGGAGGCAUUGAACAAAUUCCGCGAGUCUGUGCAGAAUGCGUCUCUCUACGAGCGUGGGUGGAAUAGCAGUGGUGUGCAGCCAGUCGUGGACUGGUUGGCGUCCAUGCGGGAAAGUGGAGAGAGUCUGGAUCCGUCAUUGAAGACGCUGAUUCUGUCUUUGCUGGAUGCCGCGGAAGAAGGGGUUCUGGCCAAGGAAGCUCAAAAGGCUCAGGAGCAAGUAGAAGCGGGUGUCUCCGAGGAAGUCCGGACGCAGCUGGGCCGGUCUGUGGAUAUGUGGGCGGAGCGAGCGCAUUCGGAACUCCGGAGCUCUCUCGAAAAAGGCUUCGCUAGUAAGCGGUGGAGAGGCCUGGCGUGGUGGAGGCUGUUUUUGCGCGUGGAUGAUGUGAGCAUGCUCACGUCUGAAAUCCUAGAGAGACGAUAUCUGCAGGGAGCUGAGAAGGAGGUCAUUUGGACGGCGGGCCGGCUCCAGCAGGCGGGCCUGAUGGACAACCUGGAACCUUCUGAACCAACAGAGCUGAAAGAAGAACAGCAAGCACUCGUGGAACAGACGACUUCGCCCGUGCCCUGGCCGGUACAGAUCUCCACUAGCCGCACGCGACUACUCAAUACAACGGUACCGGCCCUGCAGGCGCUGGCGCAAAGGUUGGUGCUGUUCAGCAUGUCAACGACGACGCUGACGUCUGCGCUGUCGGGACUGACCUAUCUCUCGUUUCCUACGGCGUCAGUCUACGAGACGUACACGAUGGCAGCGGUGGGAUUGGUGUACUCGCUGCGCCGGCAACAGACCAAGUGGGAGCGCGCGCGCGAGUUCUGGGAGGACGAAGUCCGAGAAGAAGGCCGGACGGUUCUUCGAUCAACCGAGGAGCAGUUGCGAACAUUGGUGCAGGAAGGCGGUCGACCUGCCAUCGAGGGCACUGAAGAUGAAGCGCGCGAGAGCAUUGAGCAGGCGCGGAAGGCCGUGGAGGAUAUGGAUGUCAAAUCUACAGAACCCUAG